Molecule: messenger RNA, 2497 nt
Organism: Lepidothrix coronata (blue-crowned manakin)
Lineage: Eukaryota; Metazoa; Chordata; Aves; Passeriformes; Pipridae
Gene: DVL3
Product: dishevelled segment polarity protein 3
Exons: 16
Coding region: 47-2281 (744 amino acids)
Biological process (GO): canonical Wnt signaling pathway; intracellular signal transduction
Cellular component (GO): cytosol
Molecular function (GO): frizzled binding
Source: RefSeq, a predicted model, not a curated record
GGCGGCGGAGGCGCGGGCGGGGGCCUGGCGGCCGGGCAGGGGCGCCAUGGCGGCGGCCGAGACGAAGAUCAUUUACCACCUGGACGAGCAGGAGACGCCGUACCUGGUGAAGCUGCCGAUCCCGGCCGAGCGCGUCACCCUCGGCGACUUCAAGGGCCUCCUCAACCGCCCCAACUACAAGUUCUACUUCAAGUCCAUGGACGACGACUUUGGGGUGGUGAAAGAAGAGAUCUCGGAUGACAAUGCCAAGCUUCCCUGCUUCAACGGCCGGGUGGUGUCGUGGCUGGUGUCUGCAGAGGGUUCCCACUCAGAUGCUGGCUCGGUCUGUGCCGAUAACCAGACAGAGCUGCCACCUUCCAUGGAGCGCACAGGAGGAAUUGGAGACUCCAGGCCCCCCUCUUUCCACCCUAACACCGGGGGGAGUCGGGAAAACUUGGACAAUGAGACAGAAACAGACUCAGUGGUGUCCUCACAAAGGGAACGACCUCGUCGGACAGAUGGGCCUGAGCAUGCACCCAGGGUGAAUGGGACCGUGAAGGGAGAGCGGCGCCGAGACCUGGGUGGGUACGAGAGCUCCUCCACACUCAUGAGCAGUGAGCUGGAGACCACCAGCUUCUUCGAUUCAGAUGAAGAUGACUCCACCAGCAGGUUUAGCAGUUCAACAGAGCAAAGCAGUGCUUCCCGUCUCAUGAGGAGGCACAAGCGGCGCCGGCGGAAACAGAAGGCUCCACGCAUCGAGCGGUCAUCGUCCUUCAGCAGCAUAACAGACUCCACCAUGUCCCUGAACAUCAUCACAGUCACGCUGAAUAUGGAGAAAUACAACUUUCUGGGCAUUUCUAUUGUGGGACAGAGCAAUGAGCGUGGCGAUGGAGGCAUUUACAUUGGCUCUAUCAUGAAGGGUGGUGCUGUGGCAGCUGAUGGCAGGAUUGAGCCGGGGGACAUGCUCUUGCAGGUAAAUGACAUCAACUUUGAGAACAUGAGCAACGAUGAUGCUGUGCGGGUGCUGAGGGAGAUUGUGCACAAGCCAGGGCCCAUCACCCUGACGGUGGCUAAGUGCUGGGACCCCAGCCCGCGGGGCUGCUUCUCGUUACCCAGGAGUAAGUGGAUAGCUGACCCACCCUUAACGCUGGUGCCCAGCUCAUUUGCUCCCCAGCGGAUCUGGGCUGGGCCAGACUCUCCAUGCUCCGAUCCGGGUGAGCCCAUCCGGCCCAUCGACCCGGCAGCCUGGGUGUCUCACACGGCAGCGAUGACUGGCACCUACCCAGCGUACGGUAUGAGUCCAUCCAUGAGCACAAUCACUUCCACCAGCUCCUCCAUCACCAGCUCCAUCCCAGAGACCGAACGCCUCGAUGACUUUCACCUGUCCAUCCACAGUGACAUGGCCACCAUUGUCAAAGCCAUGGCCUCACCAGAGUCAGGCCUCGAGGUGCGUGACCGCAUGUGGCUGAAGAUCACCAUCCCCAACGCCUUCAUUGGUUCAGAUGUGGUGGAUUGGCUCUAUCACCAUGUGGAGGGCUUUACAGACCGCCGUGAAUCCCGCAAAUAUGCCAGCAAUCUGCUGAAGGCUGGCUACAUCCGACACACCGUGAACAAGAUCACCUUCUCAGAGCAGUGCUAUUACAUCUUCGGGGACCUCUGUGGAAACAUGGCUAAUCUGUCUCUUCACGAUCAUGAUGGCUCCAGCGGUGCCUCCGAUCAGGACACUUUGGCUCCGCUCCCCCAUCCAGGAGCCGCACCCUGGCCUAUGGCUUUCCCGUAUCAGUAUCCACCGCCUCAUCCAUACAACCCCCAUCCCGGCUUCCCUGACCCAGGCUACAGCUACGGAGGGGGCAGUGCAGGCAGCCAGCACAGUGAAGGGAGCCGGAGCAGUGGUUCCAAUCGCAGUGGCAGCGAGAGGAGGAAGGAGAGAGAGAAGACCGGGGAGUCGAAGUCAGGUGGCAGUGGGAGCGAGUCAGACCACACCACGAGGAGCAGCAUGAGGCGUGAGCGCGCGGCCAGCGAGCGCUCGGUGCCGGCCAGCCAGCACAGCCAGCGCAGCCAGCACUCCCUGGCUCACAGCAUCCGCAGCCACCACAGCCAGCAGUCCUACGGGCCGCCCGGCCUCCCCCCUCUCUUCAGCCCCCCCAUGUUGCUGAUGCCUCCACCACCUUCAGCCAUGGGGCCCCCCGGGGCACCGCCGGGCCGUGACCUGGCCUCUGUGCCCCCUGAACUGACAGCCAGUAGACAGUCCUUCCGAAUGGCCAUGGGCAACCCCAGUGAGUUCUUUGUGGAUGUAAUGUGAAGCGCCCAUCCCCUGUCUGUCUGCUGCCCCUCCUUCCCCCCCUCUGUCCCUGUCGUUUGUUUCCUAGGACCAGCCCUGGCUUCGCCCCUUUUUUUUUGAUUUUGUUUUGUUGGGUUUUUUUGUUUUGUUUUUCUUUUUUGUUUUGUUCUUUUUUUUUUGUCUUGAUAAUGAAAAGAAAAAAAAGGGAAAAAAAUAAUAAAUGGAACUAAACCUUGA